Callorhinchus milii (elephant shark) is the source of this 2270-nucleotide messenger RNA. It is a transcript of the gene asb4, whose product is annotated as ankyrin repeat and SOCS box containing 4. The transcript has 5 exons. Gene Ontology annotation, molecular function: transcription cis-regulatory region binding; protein binding. Gene Ontology annotation, cellular component: nucleus. The record is from RefSeq and is a predicted model, not a curated record. The coding region runs from base 115 to 1386 and encodes 423 amino acids. NCBI's taxonomy places the organism in Eukaryota, Metazoa, Chordata, Chondrichthyes, Chimaeriformes, Callorhinchidae. Gene Ontology annotation, biological process: positive regulation of transcription by RNA polymerase II; intracellular signal transduction.
CAGAUUCGUCACACUGUGUUACCAGUGGCCUCAAGUUAACUUUCUCUUCGUGAGAAUUAAUCUGAGCAAGUUGUUUUGAAGCAUGCAUCUGGUUGGUGUAAAGUUUGAGUAACAAUGGAAGAAAACAAUUUCCAAAGUAAAAAUGUCAAAACGUUGAAAAAGAUGUACUUACAAGCUGUUUAUCAAAAUGACUGUGAGACGCUAAACCAAAUACUGAGCAAAACGAAGAUAGAUGUUGACACGAUUUUUGAAAUUGCGGAUGACCACAUGGUUAUGGCAUCUUAUAAACAAGGUUACUGGCUACCAGGUUAUAAAAUGGGGACGUCUUGGGCAACAGCACUGCACCUAUCGGUAAUGCUCGGACACCUGGAGAUCAUUUCAGUGCUGCUAGACCAUAAGGCUGCUAUAAACUAUCAACCAAAUGGAAAAGCACCUUUACAUAUCGCCUGUGAUCUGAGAAAUGUGGAUUGUUUAUCUGUGCUCAUACACCGAGGAGCUAACGUCAACAUAUUUUCAAUGAGUGGACUCACACCAUUACAUUUUUGUACAAACCGGGAUUCAGUUUCCUGUGCAAAACGACUGGUCUGGAAUGGUGCAAAAGUUAACCUGCAUAGUAAAGAUGACUUUGAAGCUACUCCACUUCACGUAGCUGCACGCUUUGGCAUACCUGAGCUUGUGGAACUUUAUAUCAAGCAGGGAGCAGCUGUGGACAGUCUUAACAUUUAUUUGGAAACACCUCUUAUUACUGCGAUUUACUGGGCCCUUAACAUGAAAGAUCAGGUAUACAGCACAGACCAUCAUCUGGUGUGUAGGAUGCUGUUAGACCAUGGAGCAUGUGUAAAUGCUCGAGAUGAGGAUUACAAGAGCCCGCUUCAUAAGGCUGCGUGGAAUAGUGAUGACUUGCUGAUACAAAUGCUGUUGGAAGCAGGUGGUGAGGUUCAACGUAUGGAUGUUAAUGGCUGUGCUCCUCUUCAAUACCUUCUGAAAGUUACACCUGUUCGUCCUGCGGCACGACCAGAGAUCUGCUAUCAGCUGUUGUUGAACCAUGGAGCUGCAAGAAUUUUCCCUCCACAUUUUCAUAAGGUACUGCAAUCAUGUUGUUCCUAUCCAAAGGCUGUUGAAGUUAUGGUCAAUUCAUAUGAAUAUAUUGAAUCCAACUCGAAGUGGAGAAAAGCAAUCCCAGAUGAUGUCUUGGAGCAACAUUGGGAUUUUUAUGAAUCUCUGUUUGAUGUCUGUGGAAGAUCACCUCGCUCCCUGCUGCACCUAACAAGAUGUGCCAUUCGGGCAAUAUUAAAGAAAAGGUGCUACAAUGCAGUGCCUAAGCUAUGUCUACCACGCCGCCUUAAACAAUAUAUUCUGUUAGAGGCAGUAGGUCAAAUUUAUUGAACAGCACAAUUUCAGUGUUAAUCACGUUAAGUGUGUUUAUUGAAUUUCAUACAGCCAUAGAACUUUUACACUAUUUGACUAAUUAUGUCUGUGCUGAUACAAUCUUCCUUCAAUGGAACCAUAUACUCUUAUCCCAGUCCCCUGUUUUCUAGGUAUCCAGUAACAUUAUUAUUCUGCGAGUAUUUAUCCAAUUGGCCUUUAAUUCCUGUAAUAAACUCUGCUUUAGCAGUCCUUUAUGAUAAAGCAUUCCACAUUCUAACAACCCUCUAGGUCAAUAGUUUUACUUUCCAAUUUUUCUUCUUAUGAUGAUCAACUUAUGCCCUCUUCUUUAGGGCAUACAUUCAUAGGGGAGUCAGUCAUAUGACGUUCCAGAGCAAAUCACGACGUGCUCUGGAGCCGAUCACAGAGUGCUCCGGGAAAUUUUCUGAGUAGCCAAUCCACCACUGCUGUUGCUUAAAAUAUACUGAUUGGUGUCCAUCAAUUAUAGUUUAAUCCUUAUCCUGGCAGCGCCACACAAUUCUGUAAUCAAUCUGGGCGAUCACUGGCAAAUUUCUUCAAAUAAAUCCCAAGAUACUAUUUGUAGGAAAUAAAUAUAAGAUAUGCAUGUUCUCCAUGGAUAGGGUUGAACCAAGGGAGAUAUUAAGAAACCUUGGAGUGUUUAUUUAACUGGUUACUCACCAUGUCCAAAUACUGUGAAACAGCAAUAAAUAAGGGUUAACAGGAUUCUGAACUAUAUUGCCAAAUCAGCAGAAUUUAGUGGAGAUAUCAUUACUGAUGCUUCGGUAGACUGUGCAAACAUAUAUUCUGUUAUAAAUGCUGUGGGUAUUGUGGGUGAAUAUUAAAAUACAAAUUUACGUUUAUAUAGCAUCCUUCUCAGGCGCUGA